AUGAGAGAUUGGAGAAUUCAGCAUGUUACCUCUUCACCUGGACAUCAACAAGCGAAUGGAAAAGCUGAAUCGUCCGUGAAAAUUUUCAAGAAUAUGCUGAAAAGGACUGCAAACACGAAUGAAGAUCAAUUUCUAGCUCUUCUAGAAAUAAGAAAUACGCCGCGUCAAGAUUUGAACAGCAGUCCGUCAAAGAUGCUAUUUUGUCGAUCAACCAGAUCGAUUAUACCGACAAUUAUGAAACCAAACGAAAAUUAUGACUCGAAACGCCUGCGCCGAAAGCACAGCGUUAAGAAGAGUUAUGACAAAUCUACAAGACCAAUGCGAGAACUUGAGUUGGGCGAAGCUGUAUAUUUUCAACAUCCAGAACGGAAGGGAUGGAAUAGAGGAACUAUUGUGAAACGAAUUGCUACACGAUCUUACAUUGUCAAAUCGAAGAAUGGUGUUACAUACAGACGAAAUCGUGUUCAUAUCCGUCCUGAUGAAAGUUGUAAUAUCGAAAAAUAUGAACCAAGUAUUCCAUUCUUGUCUGACUAUAAGCCGAACAACCUUCCGGUUGCCAAUGACAAUUCUCGACCUCUGAUUUCGAAUGAUGUUCCAACCAGACCUCGUCGAAAUCGUAAACCUCCUAUUUGGAUGAAAGACUAUGUGACUCAGUAG
Styela clava is the source of this 657-nucleotide messenger RNA. The record is from RefSeq and is a predicted model, not a curated record. Lineage: Eukaryota; Metazoa; Chordata; Ascidiacea; Stolidobranchia; Styelidae.